Drosophila navojoa is the source of this 3749-nucleotide messenger RNA. RefSeq names its product homeobox sex combs reduced (gene Scr). Gene Ontology annotation, molecular function: DNA-binding transcription factor activity, RNA polymerase II-specific; RNA polymerase II cis-regulatory region sequence-specific DNA binding. The record is from RefSeq and is a predicted model, not a curated record. NCBI's taxonomy places the organism in Eukaryota, Metazoa, Arthropoda, Insecta, Diptera, Drosophilidae. Gene Ontology annotation, biological process: regulation of transcription by RNA polymerase II; anterior/posterior pattern specification. Gene Ontology annotation, cellular component: nucleus.
UGCUCAGAUAUUUGAAUUAUGCCCGAGCAGUCAAAGUGAGACAUUGGCGCUUCGAGCACGUAUUCGCGGAUACAUUCAUCGAAACAGAAACUAAAACUGAAACAGAAACAGAACCAAAAGCCGAUUCCGAAAACGUUUGACCGUGGCUAAACAAUCCGUCAAUACGUCCGCGAAUCGUGCGCCUCUCGACGGCUCUCAAAUAAAUACAAUAACAAAGACGGGCAUCCGUUGGAUACAGCUACAGCCACAGCUAUAGAUACAGUUACAGAUACAGAUACAUUGAAAGACGCGCUGACUUUGAGCGAUAAUAACGAAAGAUGGAUGGGCAUCCAAGUGCUUGCAGUGCCAGUGUUUCCAUCGAUGACGUUUAAAAUACAUUCGCGCUGAUGGAUACCAUAAAUUCGGUGUGAAACUCGCUUUCCAUAGAAUGCGAAUCGGCGCAUCUACGCCGCAGCCCAACUAGAACUGUGACAAAUCAAGUGCCUGCCCGCUGCGGCUAAUUACGGUUUAAGAAUCCGCCGAACAUCAAGUGCAACACAAACUCAAAAAAGUGCAGGUAUAACUACGCCGUGUCAAAUGUCGGAUUAAACUCUAAAUAUGCGGGCCAAAUCGACUAACGAUAAUUAGCUAAAGGUCGAAAGUGAUUCAACGCGGAACUUAAUUUCCGCACUUAACUUAAUUUAACAACAAUAGACUAAAAAGCUUUUCUCGAUUCGUGAAGUGCACCAAACCUCUAUUUAAAUGGUUUAAAAUUGUUCUACACUGAAUGCUGAAAGCCGUCGGCUAAUCUUAAUUCAAGUGAAUGCAAUUAGUGAAAAAUUAAAUUGUUUUCGAAUAUUUAAGGAACAGAUACGAAUCGUAGCGUUGUCCCGGCCACAAAAUGGAUCCCGACUGCUUUGCCAUGUCCUCGUACCAGUUUGUCAACUCGCUGGCCUCCUGCUAUCCGCAGCAGAUGAACCCGCAGCAGAGCCAUCCGGGCGCCAAUGGCAGCGGCGGCAACAGCGGCGCGGGCGGAGCGAACGGACAGGGCAACUCCGGCGCCGCGACGCCGGGCAGCAACGAUUACUUUCCAGCGGCGGCCGCGUACACGCCCAACUUGUAUCCAAACACACCGCAGGCGCACUAUGCGAACCAGGCGGCCUAUGGGCUGGGCGGCGGCGGCGGUGCGCCGGGCGGUGGACAGUCCAAUCCCGACAUGGUGGACUACACACAGCUGCAGCCGCAGCGCUUGCUGCUGCAGCAGCAGCAACAGCAACAGCAGCAGCAGCACGCUCAUGCGACGGCUGCCGCUGUGGCACAGCAACAACAGCAGCAGCAGCAGCAACAGUUGCCGCAGCAGCAACAACUCCCGCAACAACAGCAGCAGCAGCAGCAGGCGAGCAUCAGCUGUAAGUAUGCCAACGAUCCGUCGACGCCCGUUGGCAACAACAACAACAACAACAGCAGCGCCAACAGCAACAACAACAACCAAUCGCUGGCCAGCCCGCAGGAUCUCUCCACGCGCGACAUCUCGCCCAAGCUGUCGCCCAGCUCCGUGGUGGAGAGCGUAGCCCGUUCCCUCAACAAAGGCGUCCUCGGCGGCAGCCUGGCCGCCGCCGCCGCCGCCGUCAGUCUCAACAACAACCACAGCGGCGGCAGUGGCGGCGGCGGCGGCGGAGGAGGCGGCGGUGGCCCCGUCAACGUCAACGUGCCCAUGCACAGUCCGGGCGGCGACUCCGACUCGGAGAGCGACAGCGGCAACGAGGCGGGCAGCAGCCAGAACAGCGGCAACGGCAAGAAGAAUCCGCCACAGAUCUAUCCAUGGAUGAAGCGAGUACAUCUCGGGCAGAGUACUGUGAAUGCCAAUGGCGAGACGAAACGACAACGGACCUCAUACACCCGCUAUCAGACACUGGAACUUGAGAAGGAAUUCCACUUCAAUCGCUACCUGACGCGCCGGCGACGCAUUGAGAUCGCGCACGCGCUCUGCCUGACGGAGCGACAGAUCAAGAUCUGGUUCCAGAAUCGGCGCAUGAAGUGGAAGAAGGAGCACAAAAUGGCAUCGAUGAACAUUGUGCCAUACCACAUGGGCCCCUACGGCCAUCCCUAUCACCAGUUCGAUAUCCAUCCGUCACAGUUUGCGCAUCUGAGCGCAUAGGACGCGUGGCACUUUUCGGGUACUGGUUAGAGACUCAAUCAGUUGUAUCAGGAACCAUAUCAGGCGGCGGCAGCGGCCAGCGUGGCCGGCGGCUAUCAGUCCCAGGGCCCUCAGGAUCCGACCGCAUCGGCAUCGGUGCUGGGCAGCGUCAGCGUCGGCGCCAAUGCCAACGGCGGACCUGGCAGCACCAUUGGCACCGGCAACGGUCCCAACUCGCUGUUCAGCUCCGCCGCGGCGGUGGCCAAUGCCAGCAAUACCAAUGCCGACUGCAUUAAAUAUCCUCAAGAGUUCUGAUCUCAGGUUAUCAUCAGGCAGCAGCAGCAGCAGCAGCAGUCAGAGCAGUCACAGCAGCCACAGUCGCAAUCACUCGAUCCGCUGCUGGACUCGGACUGUGAGCCCGAUUCAGAUUUGGGUCUGGAGCUGGAGUACAAAGCGGACAUUGUUGGCUGUAAUUUGUUCUGCUGCUGAGCCGGUGCCUGCGCCAUUUGCCAUUUGCCACUGCCUCGCAUUCGCAUCCGCAUCCGCAAUCCGCAAUUCGCAUCCGCAAACCGCAAUCCGCCGCCGCUGUCGAUCGACCAACAUCAAAGACGAUGCUUCUUGUUUGCAACUGAUUCGUGUUAAGCUGAGAAAUGAGCCGUAGCUGGAGCGCGGCUCAUUUGGGUUUAUGAUACUGGAGGUGGAACUGUGCGCACUCGUCUAGUUCUCUCUAGACCUGCCUGCACACACAGACACACACACAUACAUACACACAAACACCCACACACACUCACACACACAGCUCGAGCCUUGGGCUUGAAGCUGGGGCAAGGAUCUGGAGUUAACUUUCGAUAGCUGCUGCCAUGAGACGUCCAGUAUGAUAAACUUCUUUCUCUAAGCAGUAUUCGAAAAGCAAUUAGUCAUAAGUCUAGCUUAAAUUAUAGCUCUAAGUCCACACAGAAGAACAAACUAACUAAAACAAAAACUAAAACGUAAAUAAGUUAAACAAAAACCAAUUUUAAACAAACGUAAUAUUUGCAAUAAUUUCAAAGUGAUUUCUACUAAAAUUAGUUUUCGUUUAAUGCCUAAUUCUAAUUCUAAAUCAUGUACUUAAAAGCUACCAGCACAUGGCAUAUACAUAUAUGUAUGUAUGUACAUAUGUCUGUGUCCUUUAUAAGGCUUCGUUCAGUUUGUAUAUAGCAGAGCGUCUCACUCUCAAUCGGCGCCUUAUUAUGUUUGUGUUUCAUUUUUAAAUAUAUAAAUUGUUUGGCUCGAGAGCUACCUAGAAACAGGAUAUAAGUUUUGCUUUGCUCGUUUUGUUUAUUUCUUAAUUCGAAAAUCAUUUCACAAUUUGGAGAACAAAUUCGGAGAUGAAACAGGGAAUUUGGCUAGCGGUCAAAAUGUGGCUCAAAUUCAAAUACUUAGCACAAUUUCUAUAGCAAAGCCCCAACCAGACGCUCUCUCAAUGUUAUCUUUUAUUCGAUUAUCGUAUCACUCUUAUGUCUGUAAAUCAAAAGAAUUAUAACAAGUCCUUAACAUAUUGUCUCCUAGCUUAAGUGUGCAUUACAACUUGAAACCUAAAUAAAGCAAUGCGCAAAUUGUUAAAACCUAAAAUAAUAAUACAAAUCAAUUUUAA